CUGCGGCUGACGCUUCGCCCCAUUCCGCCACACACUAACACACUCGGAGAGGGCGAGAGAGAUUCGUCUGCGGCAGUACAAGGAGAAGCUACGCAAAGAAAGGAUCAUUGUGUAGAUUUCCGGCGUAUUCUCCCGCAGCUUCGCCAGAAACAUUUUGGUGAAGAUUCAACUCGAUGGCCGCUGGAAGAGUCAUCAACCGGCUUCUGAGGAAGGGCUUUCGGUUCCAAUCAUCGGUGCAGGCACCAUCAUUGGUUUCAUCCGUAAGGCAGGAGGAUGCUGGUAUUAAGUCACUAAAAGUCUUCGCACUAAUUGGAGCUGGUAUUUCUGGUAUUCUGAGCUUUGCUACCGUAACAUCUGCGGACGAAGCAGAACAUGGCUUACCAGCUCCCAGCUAUCCAUGGCCUCACAAAGGCAUUCUCAGUUCUUAUGAUCAUGCAUCAAUUCGUCGUGGCCACCAAGUUUAUCAACAAGUUUGUGCUUCUUGCCAUUCUAUGUCUCUGAUUUCAUAUCGAGAUCUUGUCGGUGUGGCUUAUACCGAGGAGGAGACAAAAGCAAUGGCUGCUGAGAUUGAGGUGGUUGAUGGUCCCAAUGAUGAAGGUGAAAUGUUCACUCGUCCUGGUAAAGUAAGCGACCGUUUUCCUCAGCCAUAUCCAAAUGAACAAGCAGCCAGAUUUGCAAAUGGAGGGGCAUAUCCUCCGGACCUUAGCCUGAUUACCAAGGCACGACACAAUGGCCAAAAUUACGUGUUUGCUCUUCUCACUGGCUACCGUGAUCCUCCUGCUGGUGUUUCGAUUCGAGAUGGACUGCACUAUAAUCCAUACUUUCCUGGUGGUGCAAUAGCUAUGCCCAAAAUGCUUAUUGAUGGUGCCAUUGAAUAUGAAGAUGGUACUCCUGCCACAGAGGCACAGAUGGGGAAGGAUGUUGUUACAUUUUUGUCAUGGGCAGCAGAGCCCGAGAUGGAAGAAAGGAAGCUGAUGGGAUUCAAAUGGAUAUUUGUACUGUCUCUCGCUCUGCUCCAAGCUGCUUAUUACCGGCGCUUGAAGUGGUCCGUUGUCAAGUCCCGCAAGCUGGUGCUGGAUGUCAUCAACUAAUCCUUUUUUACAUGUUAAGGUAGGGUUAGAUUUAGUGAGAAAAACAACAAUAAUGAUCUUGGGUGAUGUACAUGGAAGCGGGAUGAGAUCACAACUCUAGCAAUCUUCUUUUUCUCCCGUCGCCAGAGAUAAUUAUAUGGUGUGCGUAUCAACUUCUUUUGUGACACGAAUAUGUUGAGGCUUGUAUCACCUUGUUAACAUAUACUUUUUAUAAGAUGGUGUCAAUCUUCUCAGUUUCA
Molecule: messenger RNA, 1330 nt
Organism: Musa acuminata subsp. malaccensis (wild Malaysian banana)
Lineage: Eukaryota; Viridiplantae; Streptophyta; Magnoliopsida; Zingiberales; Musaceae
Product: cytochrome c1-2, heme protein, mitochondrial
Biological process (GO): mitochondrial electron transport, ubiquinol to cytochrome c
Molecular function (GO): heme binding; electron transfer activity
Source: RefSeq, a predicted model, not a curated record